AAUUUGAAAUUUGAUGAGCACGUGACGUGUGCCGGUGUGUGCACGUACACUAGCAAGGCUUUGAACUUUCUUCAGGGCAUAAUCGACACCAUGAACAGUCAAGACGCAUUCAGAAAAUUCACUCAACAAAUAAAGAGGGCUAGCCAGUCAGGAGGCGGUGGUGGCAUGCCAGGAGGUCCAGGUCGCUUCCUCGCAGGCGGAGGCCUUAUUGUUGCACUGGUUGGCGGUGGACUUCUUCUAAAUGCGAGCUUGUUCAACGUUGACGGUGGUCACAGAGCUAUCAAAUAUACUCGUCUCCAGGGUGUUAAGGAUGAGGUGUACAGCGAAGGGACACAUGUUGUGGUUCCCUGGUUCGAGACUCCAAUAGUUUUCGACAUUCGUGCAAAGCCUCGGAGUGUAGCAAGCUUGACUGGCACGAAAGAUUUGCAAAUGGUUAACAUCACUUGCAGAGUUCUGUCCCGGCCGGCUGUAUCGGCGCUGCCUCAAAUAUACCGUGAACUAGGAAAAGACUAUGACGAGCGCGUGCUACCGUCUAUCGUCAACGAAGUUCUCAAAAGCGUGGUCGCACAAUUCAAUGCAAGUCAGCUUAUCACACAACGUGAGAUGGUGUCCCGGUUAAUUCGCGAGAACCUAACAAAUCGUGCAUUGCGCUUUAAUGUGGUGCUAGACGAUGUGUCUAUCACCCAUGUGGCGUUUUCACCCGAGUUUACGCAUGCUGUCGAGGCCAAGCAGGCAAGUAAUCUGAUACAUAUCCUAUUUGCCAAGAUAAUUUUGCCCCUCCAGGUCGCUCAACAAACAGCUUUGAGGGCCGCCUUCUUGGUUGAUCAGGCCAUCCAAGAAAAGCAGUCUAUUAUAGUGCGAGCUCAAGGUGAGGCGAAAAGUGCCGAGCUGAUCGGCGAAGCCAUGCGCACGAACAAAGGAUUCCUGGAACUCCGUCGGCUUGAGGCCGCGAGGGAUAUUGCUAACAUGCUGGCCUCCUCAGGAAAUAAAGUGAUGUUGGAUGCCCAGAGCCUCUUGUUGAAUGUGACUGGAGAGGACACAAAGGAGUUGCUGAAAGUAAAGAAGUAAUCUCAUUGCCUUGUCCACAUCUCGUCAUCAUUGUCACCGUCGCUACUAAGGAAAAUGCAUGUGUCGACUAUUAUGAGCUUACAUAUUGAACUUCAAACUGCAGGAACGCAUAUAUCUGAAAUGAAGCAUGGAUGCUCGUAUCCGUGUUCAUAUCAUCAUUUCCACUCCAGCAUACAUCGUGCUCUGUUAAUUGCAAAAAAUGGGUACGUAAAUAAUGUCUCCAGCGUUUUCAAAAUUUCGUGGCGUGGUCGACCACUUGAAUGUGUUAUAAGCACAUUUGUUUGCCACCCAAACGAAGUGUUGUUGUAUCAAUAUGCUCGAAGUUCGUCGCUGAAGUCCUGAAGUACUUAAAGGAUAACAGUCUCAGACCUCUUCACAAAGCUAUG
Molecule: messenger RNA, 1454 nt
Organism: Suillus bovinus
Lineage: Eukaryota; Fungi; Basidiomycota; Agaricomycetes; Boletales; Suillaceae
Product: band 7 family-domain-containing protein
Exons: 8
Coding region: 91-1068 (325 amino acids)
Biological process (GO): mitochondrion organization
Cellular component (GO): mitochondrion; membrane
Source: RefSeq, a predicted model, not a curated record